AGCGAGGAAUUCGGGGUGAAGGAUCAGCGAAUUCACUACACAUGUUCAUCUACAUCAUCCAUGGAGACAAUCUGAGAUUUCUGGUGAAUAUUCAGUGCCGGGUGAUCCACCUUCUACACCUCCUCCGGGGGAGGGCACACCUACCUCACACAGACGUCAUUGAUCUGUGUGAUGAGAACGGACGUCUGAUUUUGCUUUUUUUGAUCACAAAUUACGAUGAUCGCGCUGAGAAAUACCUGACUCCAGGCCAGGCGUAUUACAUGUGUAAGGUGGAGAAGGGGGAGCCAGGGACCAAAAGUGAACAAUGUUACAGACAGAUCACUGUCAUGUUGUCCAACCCGGACCCCACGAUCACAGACUUUCUGAACGUCCAGUGCAUGUCCAUGGAGAAAAGUCGCCGGAAGCUUCUGAAGACCAAGUUGUCGGCGGCUCGCAAGUGAGCACAUUUCCCUUCCAUCACUUCAUAGCGGGGGAGGGGAAAACGUAUUGAUGGGAACUUUUCUUACUUCUGAUGAAAACCCCGAAUUUAUUUCCCAUGGAAGAUGAUGUGAGGAUGACGUCACGUGAUCAGGUUACAUGAAGGUGGCCAAUAAAGGCACACGGGGUACACCUCA
This is a messenger RNA of Rana temporaria (common frog), 614 nucleotides long. It is a transcript of the gene C9HXorf65, whose product is annotated as chromosome 9 CXorf65 homolog. NCBI's taxonomy places the organism in Eukaryota, Metazoa, Chordata, Amphibia, Anura, Ranidae. The coding region runs from base 42 to 440 and encodes 132 amino acids. The record is from RefSeq and is a predicted model, not a curated record. The transcript is spliced from 6 exons.